Messenger RNA from Aspergillus mulundensis, 936 nucleotides. RefSeq names its product cardiolipin synthase. Lineage: Eukaryota; Fungi; Ascomycota; Eurotiomycetes; Eurotiales; Aspergillaceae. The coding region runs from base 1 to 936 and encodes 311 amino acids. The record is from RefSeq and is a predicted model, not a curated record. Gene Ontology annotation, cellular component: membrane; mitochondrion. Gene Ontology annotation, molecular function: cardiolipin synthase activity. The transcript has 5 exons. Gene Ontology annotation, biological process: cardiolipin biosynthetic process.
AUGGCAAACUCCUUGUGCCCCUUAGCUGUCCGACAAAGCAUCAUCAAACCCGGCUGGCAAGCCCUGCAUAGCAAUUUCGGCCAAAGGACACAUCGAGCGUCAAUAAUCACGUUGGCUACGGGCACUCAGAAGAGACCUGGAUUAGCUCUAACCAGAGAUUCUCGGCCAUGGACGCUCAGAUUACGACAAAGAGGCUUUGCGACAAAGUCCGACCCGGAAAAGCCAGCAGGGCCCAAGAAAUCGCCGAUUCUCUCUCGGAUCCCGCUUCCCAGCACCCAUGAAAACAUCUACACCAUCCCCAACAUUCUCACUCUCUCUCGACUGGUUGCUGCACCUCUGGUCGGCUACUUUCUGGUGCAUGAGCAACAUGCGGCGGCGCUUGCUCUGUUUGCCUACGCAGGCAUCACGGACCUUGUUGACGGGUAUAUCGCACGACGAUAUAACCUGCAGACAGUUGUUGGCACGAUCAUUGACCCAAUGGCUGACAAGCUGCUGAUGACAGUGGGUGUUGCUUGUCUUGCGGUUAACGGGUCAAUACCUGUAUGGCUCGCUGUGGUUAUCCUCGGUCGGGAUGUCGGUCUCGCAAUUUCUGCGAUCUAUUACCGAUGGAUCUCCCUCCCGCCGCCAAAGACCAUGGCCCGGUACUGGGACUUCUCGCUGCCAUCGGCGGAGGUGAAGCCGACCGGUAUCUCAAAAGUCAACACAGCUCUGCAGCUGCUGCUUGUCGGAAGCGCGAUAGCCCUUCCCGUGGUUCCAGAGGCGUUCAUUGACGCUUGGCAUUUGAAAGAAACAAUGACUGCAUUCCAAUAUCUUGUCGCUGCGACCACAAUCUGGUCCGGUCUUAGCUAUGUCUUUUCCAAGGACGCCGUCAAGAUCCUAUCUAAGGAGGAAGUCCAGAAGCGCAUUGCUCGGGCCGCGGGGAAGAAAAACCCAUGA